This is a messenger RNA of Sclerotinia trifoliorum, 3012 nucleotides long. Lineage: Eukaryota; Fungi; Ascomycota; Leotiomycetes; Helotiales; Sclerotiniaceae. The record is from the annotation of a GenBank genome assembly.
GGAUUGUGGAUUGUGGAUUGUGGAUUGUGGAUCAUGGAUCAUGGAUAAUGGAUACCCUUUAUCCUACUUUUCUUUCCCUCCGGACUGUGUUGAUCAUUUCCGUUCUUCACUUCAAUCUCGUCUUCUUUACAUCUGGUAAAUGAUCUUAUAUUCUUAUCCCUGGUCUUAGCAGUAAAAUGUGGCAUGUAGAUCGUGCCGUUUGACCUCAUAUGACUCAAAAAACGACAGGAAAGAUCCGACAUUAAUGAUUAGACGUCACCAACCAAGGUCCUCCCAGGCUCUCUAUCUACGCUUCUACAUAUACCGGCAUCGUUCUCCGUUUCGUCUUUACGCGCUUCCUGCAUGGUACUCCACCUUUAACUGUUGCCAAGAAAACAUUAUCCAUACACUUAGGAAAUACUAUAUCUUUGACAUAUCCCAAAUAUAUUAAUCUUUCGAUUUUUGGACCACAAACCUUCUUCUUUCGGUCCAUAUCCGUUGGAGGUUUUACCCUUAGAGGCCUUUCACUCCUUUACUUGUCUCCUUAUUAGUCACUACAUUUACUUACCUCGGAAGUCAAAACUCUUGGGUGAAUUUCUUCAUGUCACCUACUCAAUCUUUCCUUUCCAAGUGCAGGCGCAUUUGAGAGCUCUUAUCGUAGCACUAUCACGUUCCUUUUUCCAGCAACCGCAUUUGAUUAUUUUCUUCCUGGCUGCGCCAGUCACUUUACCAUAUGGUUCCUCCUCCACUUGAUUUAAAAAAGACAUAUUCAUACUCAGAUAUGCUUCUCUCAUCACGAACUUCUCCUCGGCUCAGUUUGCGUAAAUCAGGCUAUGAUCCAAACGACCGAGGACCAUUAUCAUCUUCUUCUUCUCGAUUUAGCUUCAACCAUCUCAUCAAGUCACCACCGCCGUCACCUAGUCUUCCGGCUUUGGUCCCUAGACAUGGCAAACCAGCGCCAUCUCGGACUCCUCGGAAAUGCUUCAGAGGAUUUUUGUGGUUUUGUGGCAUAGCAAUGAUACUUUAUUUUUGUUCCAACUCACCAUGGCUAGAAAGACCAAUGACGGCAGUAGGGUGGGCAACAGAUUCUGGGAAUCAUUAUGAGAUGGUUGGAGAAUCUGAGUUACCGGACUUUCCAACGCCAGUUAUCGUAACAGACAAGCGCGGGCGAUCGAAGUGGACGGUUUCCAUACCCCCCAAUCACGAAUUUCCUCUCACUCCCACACAAUACGCCGAUAUCUGCUCUCAAAAUAUGGAAGUUGCUGCCACCGUUGCAGACCUACAUAGCCACGUGCAUCGAGAGCACACUGCACAUUACGACUACUACCACGUGGACCAAAAUUUCAUGGACGUUGCUGAGGCGGAGGCGCAUGGGCUUUUACCUGGAAUCAAGACGAAAAAUAGUGUAAAGGAUGGUGUCUUGGUGGGCGAAAAGAAGGGCGACUUGAUUGAUUCAGAUAUCUGUGACAAGACUCUGACUUUUGUUCUGGAAACCUCAGAUGCGGGGCUUGGUAAAACCUUGAUGAUGUUAUGGACUGCGUUCGGUUUGGCUCAAAAGGAAGGAAGACAUUUUUUCGUAGAUGACUCAAGAUGGUAGGCUCUGAGAAACUUGCCUCCUUUAUUACUGUUUACUGAUGAUACCAAGGGCAUACGGCAAAUACACCACCUUCUUCCAAGCACCACCAGCACCCAAGUGCAGACCCCCACCACGACACGAAAUGCUUCCAUGCCCGCAUCAUGCUCGCCAUCUAGUGGUCUCGGCUGCGACCGUUACUCAUACCUUUGGAGGAUCUUUCAACGAUUAUUUUGAGGAUGCGCGAAAGAUGGAAGUCUAUCGACAAAAGCCAAUUUUUGAAAUGGCCCGACUCGGGUACACAGCGCUUUUCAACCUGUCCGAUGGAGAUAAUGAAUAUGUCGAUAGAAGGGCCGCAGAAUUCAGGGCAAAAACGACACUCGAUCCAGUGGAUCAAGAAAGUGGAAUCGUCGUCGGUGUACAUGUUCGCCACGGAGAUAGAAGGCCAUUCGAAUUCCAGUACAAGGAUAGCUAUAUUCCAUUGACAGUAUAUAGCGACACAGCGCGCAUGCUACUGGACAAGAAAUACAACCACUCGCUUCCGAAUGGAGGCCAUGACACUUUGGCUCAGAUGGCUAGUGCAAUUGUUCUUGCUUCCGACGAUCCCGACGUUUACGAUUCAGACGAGUUCAAGGACGUAUCCAGAGCACAAGAGCAAAUUCGAUUAGCGUCCAAGAAUGCCCUUGAAGCAGCUACCCCUCAGCCCAACACUCCAGGUCCAAGAAAGUUUGUCGAUGACACAGUAGGAUGGGAAGGUGGAUUUUAUGCAGGCAUGUUCUGGAGUUUGGGUAAACCUUCUGGCACUCCCAAAACUGCAGUUGAGAAUCCGGAAACAGCAUUAACUCCAACUACCGAAGCUUUAAGACUGAGGGAGUUGGUCGGAAGAGCUUAUUUGAUGGAUUUAACCGUGCUGGGAAAAGCAAGUGACAAAAUUGUUUGCACAGUCAGUUCCACAGGCUGCAGAAUCCUUGCCGUCAUGAUGGGCUGGGAGAAAGCAAUUGACCAAGGAGGUUUUGUCAAUGUUGAUGGAAACUUCGAUUGGAGGGGUAUAGCAUGGUGAAAGAGUGGAGUACAAUUCCUCAUCUCUCAUCUCAUGCAUUUCACAAACAAAUCAUUCUAUUGUUCAUAUUUAUGACUUUUGAUAGCGGGACUUUUAGCGUAAGCAUUUUCGUGGCGUUGGCGUUGGCUCUGGAGUUUGGGGUUUGAUGAGUCUCUCCACGAGAUAUGGAACAUAUGCAAUUGCAUCGCAUUGUACGGUGUAGGUUCACGCGUCCUAAGAUACCAGGCUAUGUAGCCUUUUGUAGAAAAUUACUGAAUAGUGGAAUUUUCCCUAUUUGACUUUAUUUCCUUAUGCUGCUACGUAUAGGUGAUGAUUGUGAAGUUGCAUUAUGAAUUAGGAAGGUUGACACUAACUAGCCUGAGAAUAUAUUUCUGGCUCAACUCCUUCUUUCCUUCCUCCU